AUAAUCUGAGUGACGAUGUGGACGGGGAAGAUUAAUAAACAAUAGCAUAGCAUAGUAUUAAUCAACAUUUAAAUUUAGCAUAAAUAAUGAAUAUGAAAUGAUACAGUGGAUCUUGGCUUGCCAUGGCUGAUCUUCUCUCUCUUUCUUUGAUUCUAUUCUUCUACUUCUUACUCUCUUCUUCACAAGAUCUCUUCCUCUUUGUUCAUGCCGAAUCUAACAACAAUCUCACUGUUACGCCAAUCAACUACGAUCUCUAUCAUUCCAGUGGGAGUUUGAUGCAUGAGAUCAAGGCCUUGGUACAUCGUCACCCGAAUAAAUUCAGUAUGGAGACAGUUAAAGCUGGAAACAAAGGCUACGGUGCUGAGAUUGCGGUGGUUACUUAUUGCAAGGGAAAGAGAGAUAGCCCCGAGAAGCCAAAGCUUCGGAUCCUUCUUAGUUUUGGACAGCACGGAAGGGAGCUGAUUACCUCAGAACUUGCUUUAAGGAUUUUGUCUAUUCUUAGUGAAGAAAAACUUCUACCUGGCAUGGAUCAAGCUUCCUUAAACAGUAUACUUGACAAGGUUGUAAUAAAGGUGGUUCCAAUGGAAAACCUUAAUGGCCGCAAACUUGUUGAGGCUGGAGAUCUCUGUGAGAGAAGAAAUGGCAGAGGAGUUGAUCUCAACCGGAAUUGGAGUGUAGAUUGGGGCAAAAAGGAAAAGGAUUAUGAUCCAUAUGAGGAGAAUCCAGGAACUGCCCCAUUUAGCGAGCCUGAAAGUCAAAUAAUGAGGAAACUGGCAGUAUCUUUUGAACCACAUAUAUGGGUCAAUGUGCACUCUGGAAUGGAGGCUCUUUUUAUGCCAUAUGAUCACAAAAAUACAACACCUGAGGGAUUGCCAUUGCAACGGAUGAAGUUGUUGCUUGAAGAAGUAAAGCAGCUUCAUUGCCAAAAGCGUUGCGUAAUUGGGUCUGGAGGUGGUUCCGUAGGGUAUUUUGCGCACGGGACAGCAACUGAUUUCAUGUAUGACGUUGUGAGGGUUCCCUUGGCCUUCACCUUUGAGAUAUAUGGUGAUGGAACAGCUUCAUCAAGAGACUGUUUUAAAAUGUUUAAUCCCACUGACCUUGCUAGCUACGAUACGGUUCUCAAUGACUGGUCUGCAGCUUUCUUUACAAUUUUUAAAUUGGUACCACACCAGCUUGGUGAGAUCCAAUCAAAAGCGUCUGUCUUUAAGUUGGAUAAGUUAGUAUCAAUAGAUGAAUAUCUAGAUGGGUAUUUGAUGGAGAGGAGAAAUAGAUAUGGAAAAAAGAUGGAGGUACUUGAGCUUGGAAUGCAAGAAAUUAGAACAUAUUAUAGGCUCUUUUUACUAUCUUCAGUUUUACUGCUGUGCAUGUUCUGUUCUAGAAUUUCAAAAACUAAGAGUAGACCAAUUGUUUCGGCUAUGCCCCUUUAAAAUUAGGUCAUAACAGUAAUUGUAUAUCCAAUUUUGAGAAAAAGUUGCAAGUUAAAUUAUUGUCCGUAUGACUCUGUAUCGCACAUUUCUUCACAGGCUAUAUAUAUAUUCUGAUUCUUUAUUGUGCCCAA
Medicago truncatula (barrel medic) is the source of this 1558-nucleotide messenger RNA. Its product is annotated as carboxypeptidase A6. Gene Ontology annotation, biological process: proteolysis. NCBI's taxonomy places the organism in Eukaryota, Viridiplantae, Streptophyta, Magnoliopsida, Fabales, Fabaceae. Gene Ontology annotation, molecular function: metallocarboxypeptidase activity; zinc ion binding. The transcript is spliced from 11 exons. Bases 123 to 1427 code for a protein of 434 amino acids. The record is from RefSeq and is a predicted model, not a curated record.